Messenger RNA from Acytostelium subglobosum LB1, 1200 nucleotides. RefSeq lists its product as hypothetical. Gene Ontology annotation, molecular function: protein binding. The transcript has 2 exons. The record is from RefSeq and is a predicted model, not a curated record. The coding region runs from base 1 to 1200 and encodes 399 amino acids. NCBI's taxonomy places the organism in Eukaryota, Evosea, Eumycetozoa, Acytosteliales, Acytosteliaceae.
AUGAUGAAGGAGCAGAAGAUAAAGAAGGUACUGGAUGAUGAGCUUGACAAGACGACAACAUCACUCAACAACAUCAUCAAUGAGAUUGCCAACCUCACUGCACUCGCUACCCACAACAACAAUGUGAACGAUAUCAAUCACAAUGAUGAUGUUGGCGAUGGUGUUGACGUGAUGAGUACAUUGGUGCGAUCGAUUCAAACAUCAAAGUCAAUGGAUCAAUUCAUCGACAAACAGUUCAAGCCAUCCGACGAUUUAACUUUGGGUGAUGAUCAACUGUUGCACUUGGUUCAAAGAGGAUCACAGGCCACUAAAGAUGUUCAUACUGUCACCGCAACAACACGUGUAUAUUUCGAUUCACUAAUGUUGGAGACAGGCCUCAGUGAGCUCAUUGAUAAAUACACCCUUCAUGAUAAACCAACAAGGAUUGAACAUGGCUUCAGGAAUCACAUCUUCUCACUGUGGAAUGACUCGUGUUCGAUGCUCGCAUUGGACACUGGUGAGUGGACUGUGAUCAAUGACAAGCUCACACCAAGAGAACGCAUAUACAGAUCGGUUGUGUAUGCCCGGGACAACAAGUGGCACAAUGAUCUCGAGAUCAUCGGUGUCGAUGGUGGUGAAAGCAUAUCAACAUGCUACGAUGGUGACAAUCUCAUUUACUUGGUUGGUGGAUUCCACAAUGACAAACUAUUGGAUAGAGUUGAUUGUUUCAACAUUGACACUCAACAAUUCUCAACAGUUGGAAGAUUGAAUGUGCCAACCAGAGCACCACAAUCAAUGUUCCGCAACAAUAAGAUCAUAGUCAUCGGUGGCUAUGUUGAUAUAGAAUAUAAAGUCUCACUAACCAACAUCUUGUCGUUCAACAUUGAAACCAGGAAUAGUGUCGUACUCCUCGAGACUGAUUUCAAUCCAGAUGAAAUUAUCAAUACAUGCUUUGAUGGCAUCAAUCAUUUCCUCAUCAUGGGCAAGGCAUCCACGAUCUUGGUAGAUCUGACCAACAUUAAAUCAGUUAAGGAGAAUAGUAUACGUGCAGGUUUAAUACGGCCAUUUAUUUAUACACAAUCACAUGGAUUUGUUGCCCUUUGUGGAGGUGAUAAGAAUCAAAGAUUCUCAUUCUUAAAGAACAAAUGGAUGCAACUUCAAGACAAUAAUGACCCUGUCAAGGGAAGGGGCUCCUUUGGAACAUGUCAUAUCUAUCAUUGA